AUGCAAGGAAUAAAUUAACUCUCAAAACUUCUUAAUAAGAGCUAACAAAAUCGUUUUGGCUGCAGGUUUUUUGCCAAGAAAAUAAAGUAACCUACAGAUGAACCACUUAAACCAAAGAAGAUAACUAAGAUUGAGUUGUAUAAUACUUAUCAACUAGCAAAUUCUCAUCAUGAUUAAACACCAACUGAUUACAAUUUUCAUCAAUAAGAUGAAACUUCUAUCUGGAGUUGGAAUUCAAAUGGAAUUAGAGCCUAAUUGAGAAGAGGUAGCAUGCAAGACUUCCUUGAUAAGUAUAACCCUGAUAUCUUGUGUCUAUAAGAGACAAAGAUUGAUUAGUUAAACAUUGAUAAGUACAGACUAUUCGAUUACAUACCAAAGAGAUAUAAGCAAUUUUGGAAUUGCAGUGAAGAGACAAAGAGCUAAUCAGGUACUGCUGUACUAACCAAGGUAGAUCCAAUAUCAGUUUCUUAUGGAAUGGGUAUAAAAGAAUUGGACUAGCAAGGAAGAGUUAUUACCUUGGAGUUUCAGCAUUUCAAUUUGGUUAACGUUUAUAUUCCUCAUCCUUAGUAUAGUAUGGAAUAUCUUGAAUGGAUAGCUAAAGUGUGGAGGAAAAAAUUUGAAGAGUAUAUAAUUAAAACUAAAGCCAACAAUUUAAAGCCAAUAGUAUUAUGUGGUGAUUUUAAUAUACUGAGAAAUAAUUUAGAUACUUAUCACCAAAAGAGAGGUGAUAAUGAGACACCAUUCUUCUUUGAUGUGGAGAUCAAGACAUUUGAAGAGCUAUUAGUAAAUGCAGGAUUACUUGAUACUUAUCGUCAUCUUAAUCCUGAUCGAAGACAAUAUACCUAUUGGGAUUAUAGAUUUAAAUAGAGAGAGUAAAAUAGAGGCAUUCGAAUUGAUUACUUGUUAUUGGACAAAGACAUAGAGCAUUGUAUGAUUGAUAGUUUGAUUCAUGAUGAAAUACUUGGAGGCAGUGAUCAUUGCCCCUUAGAAUUAAAAUUGAAUCUUAAGAAGCUAAGCGAGGAAGCCAACAAAUAAUAGAAACUUAUUAAAAUGUAAAACUGA
Messenger RNA from Stylonychia lemnae, 1062 nucleotides. NCBI's taxonomy places the organism in Eukaryota, Ciliophora, Spirotrichea, Sporadotrichida, Oxytrichidae. The record is from the annotation of a GenBank genome assembly.